AUGGGCAACGAAUCCUCCACCCCGGUUGACGAGGCCACACCUCCCACCACGCUCUAUGGCCGGAGCAUAGAGGCAGUGGCUCAAUACAUCAAGGAGAAGGACAUCAAGAACAUUGUAGUCAUGACUGGCGCAGGAAUCAGCACCUCGGCUGGAAUUCCUGAUUUCCGUUCUCCUGACACUGGGCUGUAUGCCAACCUUGCUCGGUUGAACCUCCCAUAUGCUGAAGCAGUCUUCGACAUCUCGUAUUUUCGAAACAACCCUUACCCCUUCUAUACCCUUGCGCAUGAACUGUAUCCGGGAAAAUAUCGGCCAACGGUGACACACUCGUUCAUCAGUCUGCUUCACAAGAAGGGACGACUGCUCAAGCUGUUCACCCAAAAUAUCGAUUGCCUAGAGCGGGAAGCUGGGGUUCCCGGUGACAAGAUCGUAGAAGCACACGGUUCUUUUGCCACCCAACGAUGUAUCGAAUGCAAGACAGAGUAUCCUGGGGAUCGGAUGAAAGAGAUGGUUCACAAAAUGGAGGUGCCGCGCUGCAUCAGGCAGACAUGCUCUGGACUGGUAAAGCCGGAUAUCGUGUUCUUUGGCGAGGCUCUUCCAGAGUCAUUCCACCGCAAUCGGAGCCUGCCUGCGAAAGCGGAACUGGCGAUCGUCAUGGGGACCAGUCUGACAGUUCAGCCCUUCGCUAGCCUGCCGUCGUUCGUCAGAGAAGAGACUCCGCGCGUGCUCAUCAACUUGGAGAGAGUGGGAUCCAUUGGCUCCAGGCCGGACGACGUGCUGUUACUGGGAGACUGUGAUGAAGGCGUUCGCAGAUUUGCAGAUGCCCUAGGCUGGCGUGAUGAGCUGGAAGAGCUAUGGGCCAGCACCAACCCGGACAAGAAAGAGAGGGAUGCACAAGAGGCACCUCCCAAAACAAGGCAUGAAAGAUUGGAUGACGAGAUUGAGAAAUUGACCAAGGAUAUUGAUGCCUCGCUCAAAAUCACCGCCGAGGCAAAUGAGAGGAUCAGGGCAGAGCUGGAGAAGAGCGCUUUCCAAAAACCACCGCUGUCUUCUGGUCCAUCGUCCGACACGCCAACGGCGCCUACAACGUCUUCCAACUCUGGAUUGAGUCACGUUUAUCCUCACCUGAAAGCAAACAAACCUGAGAAGCCUUCUCUUUAG
Messenger RNA from Cladophialophora immunda, 1158 nucleotides. RefSeq lists its product as uncharacterized. NCBI's taxonomy places the organism in Eukaryota, Fungi, Ascomycota, Eurotiomycetes, Chaetothyriales, Herpotrichiellaceae. Bases 1 to 1158 code for a protein of 385 amino acids. Gene Ontology annotation, molecular function: histone deacetylase activity, NAD-dependent; NAD+ binding. The transcript is spliced from 2 exons. The record is from RefSeq and is a predicted model, not a curated record.